AUAAAAACAGUCUUCUGGGUUUCCCCGGCCGAGCAGCUAAAUAAGUCACUAUUUCUCAUCAGGGUUAAAUAUUUAACGGCGAGGAGCUCUGAGGGGUGAACCGAGCUUCCGCUUUCUGCUGUUUUGGAGGUAUUUUCCCGGAGGGACAACACCGAAGACCUGAUGGAGWUCCGGAGCUGGGUGUCUUCGUAGAGACGGGAGAGUUGGGCCGGUCGGACGGCGCUCCACCCGGCCUGGGCCGCAGCUAGCUAGCGCUACAUGCUAACUGGCUAAUGACGCUACCACGUCACAUGUAUGGGAAGAAAAUAUCUUGUUUGUGACUGCGCUUUGAAUGCGGGACGUGGACGUUCAGAGAACAAAUCAUGGCUGUUUCGAGACUCGACCGUCUGUUUAUCCUGUUGGACACAGGAACCACUCCAGUAACCAGGAAAGCAGCGGCCCAGCAGCUCGGAGAAGUUGUCAAACUUCACCCACAUGAACUUAAUAACCUCUUAGCAAAGGUCUUGACCUACCUGAGGAGUCCCAGCUGGGACACCAGAAUCGCAGCGGGCCAAGCUGUGGAGGCCAUCGUGAAGAAUAUUCCUGAGUGGAACCCGUCUCCUCGACCUAAAGAGGAAGUGUGUGCAGAUUUGUCUCCGGAGGACUCGUCCUGCGAUCRGUUGAAUUUUUACCACUUCGACAUCUCCCGCCUGCUCCGACACGGAGCCUCRCUGCUCGGCUCCGCUGGGGCCGAGUUCGAGCUGCAGGAUGAUAAAACCGGUGAGAUGGACCCAAAGGAACGUCUGGCUCGUCAGAGGAAGCUGCUUCAGAAGAAGCUGGGCCUGGACAUGGGUGCUGCCAUCGGAAUGGACACAGAGGAGCUGUUCAAUGAUGAAGACUUGGAUUAUUCCUGUCAACAGGGCGGGAUUAAGACUCAGGAGACUAGACCAACAGCCGGCUGCAGCUCCCGGAACCACGUGACGAUUCAAGCUGCUGAACUGAUCGACUCGGAGUUUCGACCCGGUAUGAGCAGCCGUCAGAAGAACAAAGCCAAGAGGAUGGCCAAACUGGUGGCAAAGCAGAAAUCCAGAGACUUGGAUCCUAACGAGAAGAGCAACGACAGUUUUGAAGGUGAACCYGAGGAGAAACGAAGAAAAACCACCAACGUUGUCAUCGACCAACCAGCAACUGAACAUAAAGUCUUGAUUGACAACGUCCCAAAUAACUCCAGUCUUCUGGAGGAGACACACGAGUGGCCUCUGGAGAGCUUCUGUGAAGAGCUGUGUAAUGAUCUCUUCAACCCAUCAUGGGAGGUUCGACACGGUGCAGGGACGGGUCUUAGAGAAAUUCUCAAGUCUCACGGCGCUGCAGGGGGGAAAGUUGUUGGAAGUACUGCAGAACAGAUGCUGCGACAGCAUCAGGCGUGGAUCGAGGAUCUGGUCAUCCGUCUCCUCUGUGUGUUUGCCUUGGAUCGCUUUGGAGACUUUGUUUCAGAUGAGGUGGUGGCUCCGGUCAGGGAGACGUGCGCUCAGACUCUGGGUGUGGCCCUCCGUCACAUGAAAGAAAACGGCGUUUCCAAGACGGUGGACGUCCUGCUGAAGCUGCUGAAGGAGGACCAGUGGGAGGUCCGCCACGGAGGCCUGCUGGGGAUCAAGUAUGCCUUGGCUGUCCGGCAGGACCUGAUUUCCAUCUUACUGCCCCGGGUUCUGCCUGCUAUCACUGACGGCCUUCAGGACCUGGAUGAUGAUGUCAGGGCGGUGGCGGCUGCAGCACUCAUCCCAGUGGUGGAKGGUUUAGUGCAGCUUUUACCUAAUGAGGUACCCUUCAUYGUCAACACAUUAUGGGAUGCUCUUCUGGACCUGGAUGACCUCACUGCCUCCACCAACAGCAUCAUGACCUUGCUGUCCCUGCUGCUGACCUAUCCACAGGUCCGACAGUGCAGCCUGCAGCAGUCGCUCACAGUCCUGGUUCCUCGGGUUUGGCCGUUCUUGAGACACACAAUCUCAUCGGUUAGAAAGGCGGCGCUGGAAACGCUGUACACUCUGCUGUCCAAGGCCGACCAGAGUUGUGCAGUUUGGAUAAACCCCAUCUUACAAGAUAUGCUGCGACACAUUUUCCAGUCCUGCAUUCUGGAAAGCAACGAGGAAAUCCUUGAACUGAUACAAAAGGUGUGGAUGGAGCUGCUCUCUCAGGUCCCGCAGCAGUUGGUGGUGGCAGCCAGCUGUCCGUGGAUGGGAGCCUGGCUCUGCCUCAUGAUGCAGGCCUCACACAUUCCUAUAGACCUGAACAUGCUGCUGGAGGUCAAGGCCCGCUCCAAGGAUAAAAGCGGCAUGAAGGCACGCCAAGGGACCAAUCAGGUGAAGGAAACGGUUCAGGAGUACAUAGCCGGUGCUGAGACGGUGACAGAAGAUCCUGUGACGAGGGACUAUGUGGUGGUUCGUGCUCGACUCAUGGCUGCAAGGUUGCUGGGCGCUCUGUGCAGGUGCAUCUGCGACCCUCAGCUCAACGCUGCGUCUCAGGAGAUCAGACCCGCCGAGUCUUUAGGCCAGCUGCUCGUCUUCCACCUCAACACCAAGUCCGCCCUGCAGCGGAUCGCCGUGGCGCUGGUGCUGAGCGAGUGGGCGGCGCUGCAGAAGGACUGCCAGACGGUGUCGACCACGGUGCAGCCUCGGCUCCUGGCCAUCCUGACAGAGCAGCUGUACUACGAUGAGAUCGCCAUCCCCUUCACACGCAUGCAGAACGAGUGCAAGCAGCUCAUCUCGCUACUCGCUGACGCACACGUGGACCUUCAGGACCGCCUCAACUGCAGCGUUUUCACCAUCGACCAAGCCAACGAGCUGGUCACCACCAUGUUCRCAGAGACCACGGCGAACCUGAACGUGAAGUCCAAACAGUGGCUGGCUCUGGAGAGCAAGCGGCAGCAGGCUCAGGCCACGGUGAGCGAGACGAACACGGAGUGGCAGCAGCUGCACCAGCGCGUGCACCUGUUCGCGGCGUGCGCCGUCAUCAACCUGCAGAUGCUCCCCGACAAGCUGAACCCGGUGGUGCGGCCUCUGAUGGAGGCCGUGAAGCGCGAGGAGAACGCUCUGAUCCAGAGCUACGCCGCCGCCUUCAUCUCCAAGCUGCUGCAGCAGUGCGCCGGCCGCUCGCCCUGCCCCAACCCCAAGAUCAUCAAGAACCUGUGCGCCUCGUGCUGCGUGGACCCCGCGGUCACCCCCCUGUCAGGCUGCCCYGUGCCCCCGUCACAGGAUCCUGUCAGAGGUGUCAUGGAGCAGCUGGACGUGGACAUCGUGCCCUACAUCGUGCUGCUGGUGGUCCCRGUGUUGGGCCGGAUGAGCGACCCCGGCGACAGCAUUCGCUUCAUGGCCACUCAGUGUUUCGCCACGCUGAUCCGCCUGCUGCCCCUGGAGGCAGGUAUGCCAGACCCACCUGUCAUGUCUGCCGACCUGAUCGAGCAGAAAGCCAGAGAGCGCCACUUCCUGGAGCAGCUWCUAGAUGGGAGGAAGCUGGAGAACUACAAGAUCCCUGUUCCCAUCAAAGCUGAGCUCAGGAAGUACCAGCAGGAUGGAGUGAACUGGUUGGCCUUUCUGAACAAAUAUAAGCUGCAUGGGAUACUGUGUGAUGACAUGGGUCUGGGAAAGACGCUGCAGUCCAUCUGCAUCCUGGCAGGAGAUCACUACCUCAGAAACAUAAAGUUUAAUUACUGCAUUCUCGAUGAGGGUCACAUUAUCAAGAAUGGGAAAACCAAACUUUCCAAAGCCAUUAAACAGUUAGCUGCUAACUUCAGAGUCAUCUUAUCAGGAACACCUAUCCAGAACAACGUCCUGGAGCUCUGGUCCUUGUUCGACUUCCUCAUGCCGGGCUUCCUGGGAACGGAGCGUCAGUUUGCUGCUCGCUACGGGAAACCCAUCCUGGCCAGCCGAGACGCCAAGAGCUCCUCACGAGAACAGGAAGCAGGAGUCCUGGCUAUGGAAGCCUUGCAUCGACAGGUGCUGCCUUUCCUUCUGAGGAGGAUGAAGGAGGAUGUGCUCCAGGAUCUUCCUCCUAAGAUAAUUCAGGACUAUUACUGCAACCUGAGCCCUCUGCAGAUCCAGCUUUAUGAAGACUUUGCAAAGUCCAGAGCCAAGGCCAGUGUUGAUGACAGCAUCUCUCUGGCCUCUGGUGAAGAAGAGGAGAAGCCCAAACUGAAGGCUACAGGUCAUGUCUUCCAGGCGCUGCAGUAUCUGCGUAAGCUGUGCAACCAUCCGAGCCUGGUUCUGACCCAGCAGCAUCCAGAGUACAGACGCAUCACGGAGCAGCUGGCGGCCCAGAACUCGGGCCUUCGUGACAUUCAGCACGCGCCCAAACUCUCGGCUCUGAAGCAGCUGCUGCUGGACUGUGGUCUGGGUGGUGGCGGAGGAUCCGAAGGGGCCACGGAGGCGGUGGUGGCCCAACACCGCGUCUUGAUCUUCUGCCAGCUGAAGAGCAUGCUGGACAUCGUAGAACACGACCUGCUGAAACCCAAACUGCCCUCGGUCACCUACCUGAGGCUGGACGGCAGCGUGCCGGCGGGUCAGCGCCACUCCAUCGUCUCCAGGUUUAACAACGAUCCRUCCAUCGACAUGCUGCUGCUGACCACACAUGUCGGUGGUUUGGGUCUGAACCUGACGGGGGCCGACACCGUGGUGUUCGUGGAGCACGACUGGAACCCCACGAGGGACCUGCAGGCUAUGGACCGGGCUCACAGGAUCGGACAGAAACGAGUGGUGAACGUCUACAGGCUGAUCACACGAGGAACCCUGGAGGAGAAGAUCAUGGGUCUGCAGAAGUUCAAGAUGGGCAUCGCCAACACCAUCAUCAACCAGGAGAACACCAGCCUGCAGAGCAUGGGCACGGAGCAGCUGCUCAACCUGUUCACCCUCGACAAGGAGGAUAAAUCAGACUCGGGGGAGCAGGGCUGUUCAGCCUCUGGGAAGGCCUCCAUCAGGUCGGUUCUGGACGGGCUGGGGGAGCUGUGGGACCAGCAGCAGUACGACACUGAGUACAACCUGGACACUUUCAUGCACUCGUUGAAUUAGUGGUCAGAAGGCUGAGCAGGUCCUGGUCUCUGCCUGAACACAAACCGUCUCGCAGCAAUAAACAAACACAGCCAGAAUAGGAACUCAUGUUUUAUAGCUCUGAAAUGAAUCUGCAGGAACACUGUUACAUCAUCACUUCACUUUACCACACAUCCCAUAACUGACUCCUGAAGAGACCACACAUCCCAUAACUGACUCCUGAAGAAACCACACAUCCCACAACUGACUCCUGAAGAGACCACACAUCCCAUAACUGACUCCUGAGGAAACCACACAUCCCAUAACUGACUCCUGAAGAAACCACACAUCCCAUAACUGAUGUUCAACCAGCUGCUGAGUGAACAGCUCAAACCUCUCCAGUGUUAGUUCAGCUGCAGUAGUUAGGCUCAUGGUUAGACAGAUAAUUUGUCGUUACAGCAGCAGGUACAGCCUGCUGCGUUGUUUGCACUUCCCUUUACCAGAGUACACAGUGUUAGGACCACCUGUACCACCCCCCACCCAUCUAAGUCUUAAACAUACUGCUGUACCCGGCUGCGACUGACAGCGCCUCCGAACAACUGAUACGGACACGUUUUUGUACGACGAAGGGAACCGGGAGAAGAAACGGAGCUGCUCUGGGAGGAUCCGUACAGAAAACCUGCGGCGUCGACGGGUUCUUGGGGUCUCCGUCUUGCGGUGUUUAAAAGGAACGUGAAAAAGCACCGCUGGACCCGAAAUAGGAAGGUCCGAGAUCGACUGGUACCUUUAACGCUGCAAGUAUUUUAAAGAUAUAGAUUGUACAUAUUUCUGUAAUUUCUGCUUUUUUCUUUAUGAUGGUGGAAUUGUAAUAAAUUCUGCAAACAUUUGAA
Austrofundulus limnaeus is the source of this 5884-nucleotide messenger RNA. RefSeq names its product BTAF1 RNA polymerase II, B-TFIID transcription factor-associated (gene btaf1). The record is from RefSeq and is a predicted model, not a curated record. Lineage: Eukaryota; Metazoa; Chordata; Actinopteri; Cyprinodontiformes; Rivulidae. Gene Ontology annotation, molecular function: ATP hydrolysis activity; TBP-class protein binding; ATP binding.